Messenger RNA from Selaginella moellendorffii, 1378 nucleotides. Its product is annotated as translation initiation factor IF-2-like. Gene Ontology annotation, biological process: mRNA alternative polyadenylation. The record is from RefSeq and is a predicted model, not a curated record. NCBI's taxonomy places the organism in Eukaryota, Viridiplantae, Streptophyta, Lycopodiopsida, Selaginellales, Selaginellaceae. Bases 13 to 1284 code for a protein of 423 amino acids. The transcript has a single exon. Gene Ontology annotation, cellular component: mRNA cleavage and polyadenylation specificity factor complex. Gene Ontology annotation, molecular function: mRNA binding.
UUCUCUUGAUCGAUGGUGGAGGAGCUCGAUUUCGAUGUGGAGAUCGGCAGCGCGGGCAUUGGCGGCGACGAGGAUUUCGAUGAGGAGUACGAGGAUCUCUACGACGAUGUAAAUGUAGGGUUCUUUCCCCAGGAAGCGGCUGCUCCUCCAGCUCGUCCAGCGCCAUCGCCAGUAGCGGCAGCGCCAGGGAAGGGAUCUGGUGAGCUCUACCCCAGGGACGAGCAGGACAGGACGACAGCGCCGGCUAGGGUUAAUGCGGCGCCAGAGAGUUUCAGCAAGGAUGAAGAUCCUCCCAUUGCCACUGGCGAGAGCGCUGCUCCAGCAGCUCCUAUCGAUUCUUCGCCAGGGAUUCUCGCUCGGCCGCCACCGCAGCAGCAGCAGUUCGUGGAUGCGAAUGCGAAGGCGGGGAUUUUCAUCUCGGAGCUUCACUGGUGGACGACAGACGCCGAUCUGGAGGCCGCGCUGGCGGAUUUCGGGCGGCACAAGGGGCUGAAAUUCUCCGAGGAGAGAGCCAGUGGCAAAUCCAAGGGCUACUGCCAGGUUGAGUUCUACGAUCCACUCGCGGCCCAGCAAUGCAAGGAGCAGCUCAAUGGCAGGAUUUUCAAUGGGCGCCCUUGCGUCGUCCAGUACGCCACGCCCCAAGUCCUCAAGCAAGUAAACGCGAAGAGCCAGAGCCAGAGCCAGCCAUCGCAAGCAGCGCAAGCUCCACAGCAAGGCCAGGCCGGGAAGAAAAAUAGCGGCGGUGGCGGGGGUGGUGGCGGCGGUGGUAGAGGACGAGGACGCGGCCGUGGUGGUGGUGGUAACAAUGGACAACUUCCGCUAGGAGGAAUGGGGCUGUUUGGCGAUCCGGGCUUUGUUCCUCCGAUGAGACCGGGCAUUUUCGGGAUGGGAUUCAUGCCGCGGGGUCCUGCGUAUCCGAUGCACUACCCGGGCGUGCCGCCGCCUCACGUAAAUCCAGCGUUCUUCGGACGGGGCGGAGCAAACGGGCACGCGAUCGCGAAUGCUGGAGGGUGGAGUAGCGGCGGAUGGGAGGAGAGCGAGCGGGGCGGCGGUGGCGGGUAUGGUUUCGAGGACGAGGAUGGCCGAGGUAGCGGCAAAGAAACCGGCAAAGCUUCGCGGGAUCACAAGGAUGGAAAGGAUUUGGAUCGCGAGAAAGAGAGGCAGCAACACAGGGACAGUAGAGAUCGGGAUCACAACGCUAACAAGCCCAGCAGCCAUAGCUACAAAUCGAGAGAGAAAGGAGAGGAUUAUAGCGACGAGUAUAGCAAGAGGCGGCGCCACUGACAAUGCUUUGCGAAGAUCAUCUAUGGUGAUCGAUACUACUACUAAUUUUUUCGUUUGGCGUGAGUAUCGCAAUCGACUGGUUAUAAACCCUAAA